UCGUCAGCCAUAUUGACUGUGUGUACCUCUUCUCCGGCCGCGGAGUGAGUGGAGUGGAGGAGUCUGGCGGAGGAGGAGGCUCUGUCACGGCGUUCUGUCUCACCGUCGCGUACACGCACCGUGUCCCGUAAACAGCGCAGAGGACAGGACAGGACAGGACAAGGACCGGAAGGUGAACCGCUCUAUUUUUACCCUCUGUGGAUAUAUAUACAUAUAUAAAGUAGCCUUGCCGGCUGGAGGGGGUGACAGUUGGAGACAUCCUCAGCUCAGCCCGGCGGCAGAGGUGCUGGUGCCCCGUUAAGGAGGCAGGAAGACGGAAGACGACUUUUUUCAGUUUUCUCAUCACCAGGGGACGGGUGGAGAGAGAAGAAAGAUGCCCAAACCGAUCAAUGUACGCGUCACCACCAUGGACGCUGAGCUGGAGUUUGCCAUCCAGCCGAAUACAACUGGCAAACAGCUCUUUGACCAGGUGGUGAAGACGGUGGGUCUGAGGGAGGUCUGGUUCUUCGGGCUUCAGUACACGGACAGCAAAGGCUACAUCACAUGGCUAAAACUCAACAAGAAGGUGACCCAGCAGGAUGUGAAGAAGGAAAACCCUCUGCAGUUCAAGUUCAGGGCAAAGUUCUUCCCAGAGGAUGUUUCAGAGGAGCUCAUCCAGGAGAUCACACAGAAGCUCUUCUUUCUGCAGGUGAAAGAGGCCAUACUGAAUGAUGAGAACUACUGUCCCCCAGAGACAGCCGUAUUGCUGGCCUCCUACGCUGUACAGGCCAAGUACGGUGACUACAACAAAGACAUUCACAAGCCUGGAUACCUGGCCUCUGACCGACUACUGCCUCAGAGAGUUUUGGAGCAACACAAGCUGACAAAAGAACAGUGGGAGGACAGAAUACAAAAAUGGCACGUGGAACACAGAAGCAUGCUCAGGGAGGAUGCAAUGAUGGAGUAUCUGAAGAUCGCUCAGGACCUGGAGAUGUACGGCGUCAACUACUUUGAAAUCAAAAAUAAGAAGGGAACAGAGUUGUGGCUUGGGGUUGAUGCUCUGGGACUCAACAUAUAUGAGCAUGAGGACAAGUUGUCACCAAAGAUCGGCUUCCCAUGGAGUGAAAUCAGAAACAUUUCCUUCAAUGACAAGAAGUUUGUCAUCAAGCCCAUUGACAAAAAAGCCCCUGACUUCAUAUUCUAUGCCCCUCGGUUGCGAAUCAACAAGCGGAUCCUGGCGUUGUGUAUGGGAAACCACGAACUGUACAUGAGGAGGAGGAAGCCCGACACUAUUGAGGUGCAGCAGAUGAAGGCGCAAGCCAGGGAAGAGAAACACCACAAACAGAUGGAGAGAGCGCAACUGGAGAAUGAGAAGAAGAAGCGUGAGAUUGCAGAAAAGGAGAAGGAGCGGAUAGAGCGGGAGAAGGACGAGCUGAUCGAGAGGCUGAGGCAGAUCGAGGAGCAGACGCAGAAAGCUCAGAAAGAGCUGGAGGAGCAGACUCGCAGAGCGCUGGAGUUGGAGCAGGAGAGGAAGCGGGCCAAGGAGGAGGCAGAGCGACUGGACAAGGAGAGGCAGACGGCGGAGGAGGCCAAGGCAGCGCUGGCACAGCAGGCAGCCGACCAGAUGAAGAACCAGGAACAACUGGCUGCAGAGUUAGCAGAAUUCACCGCCAAAAUCGCUCUUCUUGAGGAGGCCAAGAGGAAAAAAGAAGAGGAAGCAACAGAAUGGCAACACAAAGCUCUGUCAGCACAAGAGGACCUAGAAAAGACCAGAGAGGAGCUGAAGACGGCCAUAUCUCCUCCGGCGCCUGAACAUGACGAGCACGACGAGACAAACGAAGCGAGCGCUGAGCUGCUCAGCGACGGCGUCUCCAGCCAUCGCAGUGAAGAAGAGCGCAUCACAGAGGCACAGAAGAACGACCGAGUCAAGCAACAGCUACAGGCUCUGAGUUCAGAGUUGGCCCAGGCCCGGGACGACACCAAGAAAACACAGAACGACAUGCUGCACGCCGAGAACGUCAGAGCAGGCAGAGACAAGUACAAAACCCUGCGCCAGAUCCGCCAGGGCAACACCAAGCAGCGCAUCGAUGAGUUCGAGUCCAUGUGAGGCUCCGGGAGGAAAGGUGGAAAACAAUGAUGAAGAGACGGUUUGUCUCGUUGCCAUGCCAGCGCCUCCCUUUCCUCGUAAAGCCCAAAACCUGCUGCUGCUCCAGGAACUCCUGCUUUUUUCGACCCAGGAGGAAAACAGGCCAACGGGCUUCGUAGCUUCUCGCCAAAGCUCUGCCUGGCAGCGUUUGGCCAAUCACACUGCUACCUGCUUUUUAGAGCUCUGCCAUCACCCCAACAAAGCACACAUAUUUAAAGUCUUGAAAACAGCAAGCAGCAUAUCCAGUCAAACUGUGCAGACAAUUUAAAUCUUUGCAUGUAUGGUUAUUAAACAAAGGGACAGUUUGACAGAGUGAGGAGACUGGACUGAAUUGGUUUACUUAACAAAAGAAAUGGCCAUUUGUAGCUUGUUAUUGUUGCUAGCACACUUGUGUGUAAAGCUUUAAUAUAUGUACCUUCCUUUUACUUCUUUUGUCAUUGAAUUUAAAUAAUUUUGGUUUUAAAAGAAACGCCUUAUUUGUCUUCAUUCCUGUCUAGAAUUAGCUGUUAUUAUUUUGUGUUGGAAACUUAGUCUGUGGUCAUUGUUCUGUUCUUCAGCUAAUUUAUCUUCAAUGUGUUUGCAUGUGUUCACUGACAGUCAAGAGCUGAAACAUGCAAACUUUUUCUGCUCAGUAUAUGUUCUUUCUGUGCUGGCAUCCAUGGAGACAUUUGUUCAGAUAUAUAUUUUGCCUCACAAUAAAGAAUCGGUUUAUAUUUCGAACUAUGCAGUAUUAUCUUCAGAGUAUUGACUGACGUAAGAGCGCAAAUUAUUGUAAUAUUAGACACAUUCAUACUCAAAUUUGUAGUUUUCAAUAAAAAAAAACUAACAAGAUCCAAAUAUUGGUAAUAAAACGCCAUCACAAUGUCUUUCACACUAACACUGGUACUGAAGCAAAAAGAAACUUCACUGAUUGAAAACCCUAAUUUUGCAACGGUCGAACAAUUUUGUGUUUCAUGAAAAUAUUAAAACAAUAUUUGUUCUGGAAAAUAAACUGUUUUGUUUAAACCUGCAA
This is a messenger RNA of Sphaeramia orbicularis (orbiculate cardinalfish), 3137 nucleotides long. RefSeq names its product radixin. Gene Ontology annotation, cellular component: cytoskeleton. Gene Ontology annotation, molecular function: actin binding. The transcript is spliced from 15 exons. Lineage: Eukaryota; Metazoa; Chordata; Actinopteri; Kurtiformes; Apogonidae. The record is from RefSeq and is a predicted model, not a curated record. The coding region runs from base 374 to 2086 and encodes 570 amino acids.